AUGCUCCCGCCUGGACUCAUCAGGAAGCUCGGUCACCAGCUGGCCGAGAUCCGGGAGCGCGCCCUUCGGAGUAUCCUCUGCAAGAUCGAGCACAACCUGCUCUGCCCUGGGGACCUCGUUCAGGAGAGGCUUCUCUUUGUCCACUUGCUGGAAUGGUUCAACUUCCCGUCCGUUCCCAUGAAAGAAGAUGUCCUCAGCCUGCUCAACAGCUUAGUUAAGUAUCCCCCCGCUGUCCAGCAUCUGGUUGACCUCGGCGCAGUUGAGUUCUUAGCCAAGCUUCGUUCGAAUGUGGAGCCGGAUCUCCAGGCGACGAUUGAUGGCAUCCUUGAUGGACUCUUUGUCCUCCCUUCAGAAGACCCAGCACCGCUGUGCACCCUGGCUUCUCAGCCCACCCCAACUGAUUUUCCACAGAAAUCUGAAAUCUUGACUGGGUAUUUCCCUCAAGACAGAAGUCGUUUGCAGCAAACAGAAGCCUUGGCACAGCCCCCAGUGAACCGGACCGUGCGAUGCUUGAAGUUCUCCGUGUUUCCUUGGCUGCCUUUGACCACGACAGACAGACACGUCCUUUCCUCUAAUGAAAGUUCAUUGAGCAGUAAUAACCACACUUUGAUCUGGAAUACUUGUGAACUCUUGAAGGAUGUUAUCAUGCAAGAUUUUCCUGCUGAGAUUUUCCUGCAGAGACCCAAAAUAGUCCAGGGCCUCCUGUCGCUGCUGAGGCUGGCCUUUGGGGGUGACGGUAGACACCGUCUGGCCCUGCAGGCAGUGUCGUGCCUGCACCAGCUGUGUGUCAGCUUACGAAGCCGGCUCAACUUCCACCGAGACCCCGGCUUCUUCUCCAGCAAGCAAGACACGGUUUCCCAGAAUUCGUCUUUGUCUUACUGCCAUGAGGGCAGAGACGCUCACCCUUCACAGAACCCUUCCCCGGGGAGCAGCAGCCCCCGGCCCUCUGUGGUCGGGCGCACGGGCCAGCGUCCCCGUGGUGACGGCCAGGACUGGGAUGCACUGUCUUCCAGCGGCAGCAGUGGCCACGCCCAUGUGCCCUCCAGGGUGUCUGUCCCCUCUCCCCUGGAAGUGGGGGCCGGGGACCUGCCUGAGGUGGGGACAGAAGACUCCCUGCGGCUGCAGCUCGAGCAGCUCAGCCUCCCCCAGUUCUGCAUCUGCGUGCUGGAGUCUGCCGUCCCGCUGCUGAGGACAGGGAGUAGACAGAUGAUAAUAGGAGUUCUGGAACUGCUCACAGAGAAUCUGAUGCUUAUUGGUGAUGCCCUUUCAGCAGCUAUCUGGGAGGACAACAGUCUUUUUGCAAUAGAUAUGAGGGAGAAGCUGCUCACUGUGGUGGAGUCCCUCGGGGAGACCAUGGCCCAUCACAGGAGCGCCAUUCAUCCGGGGCAGGUGGAGGCGGUGCUGGUGCACCACAGGAUGGCCUGGGUCAGCAUCUCGCUCUUCACCGUGCGGCUCCUGCAGACGCUGCUCCCCGUGGAACAGGCGGGCCGGUUUUUACCUGAGCCCGUGUCGGCCGCCCUGUUCCUCCUUUCUCUGGACAUGCCUUUUUCUGUGGAAUAUCCAAGUAUUAGUGAAGCCGUGGUCGCCUAUUUGGAGCAGCUGAACUCUGAUGACUACAGUGUUUACAGGAGGACCGCGGAAGCCGCUCAUUCCAUCGAGAGCACCUGCAGCUUCUUGGCUGAUGCUGCAAAGGAGGGAGAGAAGAACCUCUUGGAGCUGCUGGAGCUGGCGGACCAGGCCUUAUGCAGCCUCCCUUUCCAUCAGCACUGGCCCCUGAUCAAGGAGAGCGUCUGCAUUUGCUCCAAGAUCGGGAAGUCGGCUCAGGCCAGUCCGUUACUGCAGGAGGAAAGUCAGAAGGUGCUCCUGCGACUGAUGGCCCACCCGUGCACCGAAGUACGAGCGGAGACCUACCGCUGCUGCCUGCAGAUUGUCAAGGAAUGCCUAAGUAUCCAUAAUGUCAGUAAACCUGUGUCUUCAGUUUGUCAUGGGAUUCACUUUCUACUUCACCCAAAAGUUCUGUACGAAAUAUCCACUUUUGGCAUCCAAGAACCACAAAAUGAGGUGAACGCUGCUGCCAAGGCCAUCUUGCUGUACCUGCUUCAGGGCCGCCUGAUGAUGGCACCUCUGACCUGGAACAAGCUCCUGGAGGCUCUGUGCCCCGUCCUCCCGGUGCUGCAGGGCUCUGCAGACACGGAGGACACACUGGGGAGCUGCAUCCUCGCCCUGAGCAGAGCAGGCCCCAAGGCGGGCGACGUCCUGCUGCCCCACACCGCCUGGCUGCGCUCCGUGCUUCGGCUCCUGCUGGUGAAGAAGCCGGCGGUCCGCUCCUUGGCGUUGAAGCUGCUGGUGGUCCAUCUGAUGCAGGAAGAGGAGGCCGACAUGAAGCGUCCUCCCCUGGACGCCAAGCUUCUCUCCAGGGUCACUCACUUGUUUAUUGUGAAGAAACCCAUUGAGCUCAAGCUGGAUGACAGAAGAGAAGCUGUCAUCAAGGUGGAGACUGUUGAAAAAUUGUAUGAGAUCUUUACUUCGGACGACGUUGAUUCUGGUUUGAGAAGGUCAGCCGCGGAGCAGUUAGCUGUGAUUUUGCAAGAUAUCAAAAUGCAUGCUGUGGUGAAAAAGUUAUGCUUAAUUGACAAGAUAAUUGAGAAUUUAAAUAGAUGUGUGUGUCAAGACGGGGAGGUUGCAGCAUGUCUGGUCCCCCCGAGCCUCACGCUGUUCAGGAAGGUGCUGUGGGCCGACCCCGCUCUGCGCUGCUCCCUCUCCGAGAGGCCUCGCCUGCUCACUUUGCUGCUCAGAGUUGCUUUAAUAUUCCAUGAAAAUUGUGCCAUUGUGACUGAAAUAGGAGCAAUAUUUUGUCUUCUAUUAUUUAACGAAGUAUCACAAAUGGAUGUAUGGUGCACUGACCCUCCCGGCCAGCCCUCGUCGCCAGCGGUCUUCAGUCUGCCUCUUUCUGUUAUUAGAAGGUACCACCUCCCAGUGCAUGUCUGUGGUCAUCAUGCCGUCAGUCCUUUCACCAUCGUCUUGCCUCUGUCCGCCGACUGCCUGGCCCAGAAGCCGGUGUCAGAUAUGCUGAGAAUAGCCUGGAACCUGGCCUGGUAUCAUGGGGUUGACAAUCUGCUGCAAUCCACGAGCUCCGAGGCCAGCAGCCCAGAGUUUGUCGAGGCCUUGCGACUGUCUGCCGAGGACACCCUCACUCUGCGGGUCACACACACGGCCAGUGGCCUGCAGGACUGCCUCCAUGCCAUCGUCCAGGCCGCAGGCCACCGGGAGGUCAGGGCUGCUGUCACACGCAUGGGGUUCUAUCUUCUCAACGACAAGCUGUCUUUAAAGAGUGGUGCUGGCCUACGCGGGGUCUCCUCUAAGGCUUCGGCCUGGCACAAUGCACUGAACAGGUUUUUACAAGUGCUUCCUGCUUGUACUGAGGAUGAGAAGCUGCUGAUAGAUGUCAUACACUUUUUAAAUAAAUUAAUGAAGGAACAAAGGACAUCGUCAUCAGAGGAACUUUUAACCUGGAUUCUGGAGUUACUUCUUAGACAAGGUCCGAACCCCUUGCUGGACCUGCUGGUUCCGAUGGAGGCCGAGGCGCGGGAAGCUGUGGAUGAUGUGCGGGCGGCCGUGAGGCAGCAGCUGCAGAAGGAGCUCAUCGGCCUGUUCAGUACCUCGCUGCUCCGCUUCCCGGCCGCCGCCGACAGGAAGUGCCUGGAGCUCCUCCGUGUCCUCCACACACAGCUGGCUUUGCGACUGCUGCAGUGUCUGCGGGUGACGGAUGCCCCCCACUUCUACGGCCUGCCCUCCCUGGAGCGAACCCUGCGGGCCAUGGCCCACCUCACUGCGGCCCCGGGCUGGAGCGCUCACUCUCCGCUCACAGAGCCGCUUGACAUUUGUUCCAAGUACUUGUCCGGCCUGCUGGAGGUCAUCACUUCUUUCUACGUGGAGCGAGGCGGGAAUGCGAUGUCCUUCAUGGGCAAAGGUGUCACCAAGAGUACUGUGCUGUGUCUGCUGCACCUCUCGCACGAGAUGAUGACCCAGGCCCCAGGCUCGGACUGGAUGCCACUUUGGUUCCUGCCUUUGGGCAGCCACGGCGACGAGCGUGUGUCCCCUCAGCAAGGACUGACGUGGCUGAUCCCCCUGUGGGUCGACCGGGACCCAGAGGUGAGAUUCACUUCACUGGCCUUGGGAUCGGCGCUGACGACCUUGGAAAGCGGCUGCGUGGCCUUGGCGAGCAGCUGUCAGAACAUUUCCGGCGGGCUCUGGGGGACUGUGGUGAGCAUCCUGUUGGACCAGUCGGAGUGCAGCAUGGUACGCCGCGAGGCUGCCUUUAUUCUGCAGAAUCUCCUUGUUAUUCCAAUGCCUACAGAAGUUAUAAAGGAUUGUACUUGGCAGGGCCCCUGUGUCCAUGACGAGGACUCAGGCCUGUCGCUUGUAGGAAAGCCUGCUCUACAGGCCCUUCUGUACCACUGCCACUUCUAUGAGCACCUGGACCAGAUGGUUCGGCAUUGCUUCCUGGGGCGCUGCACCUUCGAUCUGGACGGCUCGCCGCUGGGUCAGCGCUCAGACAGCACUAGUUCAAACAGUCUGGACGACUCCUUCAAGUUCUGGAGGACCCCGACUCCGCUGUCCAGUCAAGAUCAGGACCCAAGCUCCCUAUCCACCUCGGAAACAAUGGUGACACCUUCAGGGGGACAUGCUGAGUUACAGCCACCGGUGCCGUCAGCCACGACACUUACGUCCGAUGUCUCACACGACCAGUUUGUGCUUCCAGGUCAGCAUGAAGCUGUGUCCCCACGGCCUCCCCGAGACUCGUCCUUUUAUGCCCUUCUGCCCCGGCCGUGUGUCUGGGUCACCCCCGCUCUACUCUCAGCCAUGUGUAGCCUCUUGGACAACCUUGUGGCCAUCGCUCCACAAGACACGACAGCUGCCCUGCGACAGACCCGCCUCCUGGAGCGUCUCUGUGGUAUCGCAGAUUGCACCCUCAUAGAAAAGGGCGUCCAGGAACUCCGGAACCUCCUGCCAUCCUCGUCUCCAGGUGAACACACCCAGGCCCAGGUCUCCUUCCUCCUGGAGUUCCUGUCCUCUGUGUCCCAGCUCCUCCAGUCCUGCUUGCUGGUGGACCCGGCCCUGGUGGCUCAGGACGAGCUCCUGAGACCUUUGCUUGGGAACAUUGUUGGGGUGCUCAGCAUACACACGGAGGACGUGCCAGAUGCGGAGUUGACGGUGGCCCUUCGCUGCACGUGGACACAUUUAUUCAACCUCCUGGCUGUGCUGCUGAGGAAGGCAGGGCCCGUCUCUCUCGCGUGUGUCACAGAGGCGCUGGCCAGGCGCUGGGUGGCGGUGAUCGCUGUGCUGUGUAGGUGUGUGGGUCAUCCUGGCCCCGGCCCUGCCCUCUGCUCGGCCAGCCUGUACUUCCUCUCUGUUCUCCUGACCGAGGAGGCCAAAAGGCUUCUGCGGAGCAAGGGGAAAACCAACGUCAGCCACGGGCCGACCCUCACGUUUCUGCUGGACAACGUGGACAGGAGUGAAAGUUCCCUUCAGGGUUCCUCUCUGUCUCUGCAGAGCUAUGAAGGGAAGGCCGCCAAGGACCCCCUGAGGAGAGCUAGUGCCCACGCCCUGAUGUCCCUCCUGGCCGUGAGCAGACGGGCGCAGAGACAUGCGCUGGAAGCCGGUCUCGUGGACAGCUGCGUGGACCAGAUGAAGAAUGUCUGUGCUCAGCUGAACCUGGACUCCCUGCGGCCGGGACGAGCUGCCCUGAGGAGAAAGGAGGACGGUUUCAGUAAAGAGUUGAGCACCGCCAUGCAGCUCCUGAGAAACUGCCUCUAUCAGAAUGAAAAAUGUAAAGAGGCGGCUCUGGAGGCCCACCUGGUCCCUGUCCUGCACUCCCUGUGGCCCUGGCUUUUGAUGGAUGAUUCGCUGCUGCAGAUCUCCCUACAGCUCCUUUGCGUCUACACAGCAAAUUACCCAAGUGCUUGCAGCUCCUUGUGCUGGUCCAGCUCGGGACCGUCCCCCGCGCCGCCGGCCUGCAGAGGGGCCGCCAGCAGCUCGCUGAUGAUCCGUAUCCUCAAGCUGGCCUCACAGAUGCCGCUGGACAGCAGUGCCGUCCAGCACGCCGCCUUCACCUUCCUGUCCAACCUCGCCCUGUCCCACGACUGCAAGGGGGUCAUUCAGAAGAGCAACUUCCUACAGAACUUUCUGUCGCUGGCGUUGCCGAAAGGGAGAAGCAAACACCUCAGCCACACGGCUGUCCUGUGGCUCAAGCUGCUUCUCAACAUCUCACUCGGGGAGGACGGGCAGCAGAUGAUCCUGAGGCUGGACGGCUGCCUGGACCUGCUCACGGAGAUGAGCAAGUUCAAGUACAAGAGCAGGCCCUGCCUGCCCCUCCUCAUCUUCCAUAACAUCUGCUUUGGGCCCGCUAACAAGCCCAAGAUCCUGGCUAACGAGAAGGUCGUUGCUGCGCUUGCCACCUGCCUGGAAAGUGGGAAUGAGGACACUCAGCGCAUCGGAGCUGCCGCACUUUGGGCUCUGAGCCACAAUUACCACAAGGCAAAGGCAACUCUGAAAAAUCCAUCCAUAAAAAGAAGAGUGGACGAAGCAUAUUCCUUGGCAAAGAGAACUCUCACAGACUCGGAAGCUCACUCUCUCGAUGCCUAUUACAUACGAUGUCUGGAACACCUCGUGCAGCUGCUUAACUCCUCCUGA
This is a messenger RNA of Elephantulus edwardii (Cape elephant shrew), 6693 nucleotides long. RefSeq names its product rotatin (gene RTTN). Gene Ontology annotation, cellular component: centrosome; ciliary basal body; centriole. The record is from RefSeq and is a predicted model, not a curated record. The coding region runs from base 1 to 6693 and encodes 2230 amino acids. The transcript has 49 exons. Lineage: Eukaryota; Metazoa; Chordata; Mammalia; Macroscelidea; Macroscelididae. Gene Ontology annotation, biological process: ciliary basal body organization; centriole-centriole cohesion; centriole replication.